Molecule: messenger RNA, 3267 nt
Organism: Alligator mississippiensis (American alligator)
Lineage: Eukaryota; Metazoa; Chordata; Crocodylia; Alligatoridae
Gene: NMUR1
Product: neuromedin U receptor 1
Exons: 4
Coding region: 214-1491 (425 amino acids)
Biological process (GO): G protein-coupled receptor signaling pathway
Cellular component (GO): plasma membrane
Molecular function (GO): neuromedin U receptor activity
Source: RefSeq, a predicted model, not a curated record
GAUGCUCUUUCCCCCCAGCCCGCUGCAGCUCGCCCACACGCAGCGGGCACCAGCACCGAUGGAGUUAGGACUUCAGCUGCCACCUCAAACUCCGCCUGGAGCUGCGAAGAUGCUCGGGCCAGCCCCAGCCCUCUCUGCCUGGACCCUGUAGCCCGAGCCUCUCCCGGCCGUGCUGCCGCCGGUGCCGCAGUGCCCCUCGCACAGCCAGAGGCCAUGUAUCCCUACACCAACUGCACCAGCCUGGCACCCCUCCGCGACUACCUGGCCCGGCUGGAGGCCGAGGUGCUCUGCAAUCACAGCCACGUGGACCCGGAGGACAUGACCCUCACGGAGGACGAGCUGCGGGACAAGUACCUGGGGCCGCGGCGGUCCAGCUUCUUCGUGCCCGUCUGCACCACCUACCUGCUGAUCUUCGUGGUGGGCGCCGUGGGCAACACGCUGACCUGCCUAGUGAUCCUGCGGCACAAGUUCAUGCGGACGCCCACCAACUACUACCUGUUCAGCCUGGCCGUGUCAGACCUGCUGGUGCUGCUGCUAGGCAUGCCGCUGGAGCUGUACGACAUGUGGAGCAACUACCCCUUCCUGCUGGGCGCGGGCGGCUGCUACUUCAAGACGCUGCUGUUCGAGGCCGUGUGCUUCGCCUCCAUCCUCAACGUCACGGCCCUGAGCGUGGAGCGCUACAUCGCCGUGGUGCACCCGCUCAAGGCCAAGUACGUGGUGACCCGCAACCAUGCCAAGCGGGUCAUCGGUGCCAUCUGGGUGCUCUCGGUGCUCUGCUCCAUCCCCAACACCAGCCUCCAUGGCAUCAGGCCGCUGUACGUGCCGGGCCGGGGCGUGGUGCCCGACUCGGCCAUCUGCAUGGUGGUGAAGCCACUGGUGCUCUACAACCUCAUCAUCCAGAUCACCACCAUCCUCUUCUUCUUCCUGCCCAUGGGCACCCUCAGCAUCCUCUACCUGCUCAUCGGCCUGCAGCUGAGGAAGGAGAAGAUGCUGCAGAGCCUGGAGGCCAAGGCGGGCAGGGACAGUGACUACCACCAUGUCCGAGCCCAGCAGAAGAAGGUCCGGAGGAGGCAGGUGACUAAGAUGCUGUUUGUCCUGGUGGUCGUGUUUGGGAUCUGCUGGGCCCCCUUCCACACGGACCGGCUGGUCUGGAGCUUCGUCUCCAACUGGACGGGCAACAUGCACGAGAUGUUCCAGUACGUCCACAUCAUCUCGGGGGUCUUCUUCUACCUGAGCUCGGCCACCAACCCCAUCCUCUACAACCUGAUGUCCACCCGCUUCCGGGAGAUGUUCAAGGAGGUGAUGUGUCACCAGCACCUCCAGCGCCUCGGCUCCCGCAAGUACUCGCCCAGCGUCACCCGGGUCACCACCCGCAGCACGGUGUGCGAGCACGUGCCCAGCGGCAACGGGCUGCCCCUGGCCAACCUGGAGGAGUAUGAGACGGACAGGGAGGUCGAGCGCAGCAAUGAGCACGCGGCAGUCUUUGACUGAGAGCCUUCCCCACCCGCCAGGCUCGGAUGUGACCGCAAGGGGAUGGGACAGGCCAGGACUGGCAUUCGCGGUCACCCACUCCCAUCUCCCCUGCAUUGUGGUACCUGCUAGCACUGCCCAGACACAGGCUUCUGUCUCCAUCUCACCCCCUCAGGGCUGAGCUUGCCAAGGGCCUCCGGAUGGUGAGGGAGGGGACCUCUCAAAUUUGGGUCCACAUUAAGAGCAUUAAUUCUUCCUGGCUGCUGGCCCACACCAUGGUCUGUGCCCUUGCUGCCUCCAUGGGCAGAGCCAGAGCCCCUGGCAUGGCACUGAGUGCGGGUGGGUUGUAUCAGGAACAUUUGGCAGCCCCGAAGCAGCUUCAUAGAAAGGGAAGGGAGCAAACGAAGCCUGGUGAGCGCAGCUGAGCCCAGGGAGGUCUGGGGUUGCAGUCACUGCUACAGCUGAGAAGCAGGGACUCGGAUGGAGGUUCAGCCAUGCAGAGGGCUGGAGCAUGGCCACAGGGCAGCACUCUCCCCACACUGCUGUAGGCCAAGGAAAGUCUGUCUCUCCACUGCCUCUGUCCCCUGCUGAUCCCGGACUGGGUCUCCCAAUGCGAUGUCCUGCCCUGCCUCUUUGGGGGGCCAGCCCCUGGGUCCCCAUGCCCAGCCGGCAGUGAGAGCACAUCACAGCAGGGUGGCAUUGUGGCAGGAUCACACCGUGCCCCUGCAGUGAUGUGCCAGCCAGAACCGGGUGGUUUGGGGCUGUCACAGCGGAGGUGUUACUGUGUCUGGCACGUGGCCCAGUUGUUCACAGCCCUCGGUGCAGCCAGGGAUCAGCUCUUAAUUCUUCACCAUUUUCUUCCCAUACUAGCCCCAUUCACCCCCCCGGGCGUCCUCCUACCCCGAAUCCCUCCUUCUUGCAGCCCCAACCUCCUCCAGCGCUCUGGUUCUCCCCGCCUUCCCCACGUGCCCGUUCAGAUGUGCAGGAGCUUGGUAUCGCAGCUCCAGUCCCCAGCGCUGGCGUGACUCUAGGGGAACAAUGCAGCCAGGCUUCAUCCCUUUAUCUCUGGGUCCUGGCGUGCAUGGGAAUCACACACAUCCCAGCUUUUCUGCCCUGUCACAAGGGCUGGAAAUGGACCGUGGCUGAGAACUGAGCUAAUCACAGGACUCCGGGAGCUGGAGCUUGCUGGGAGCACACACAGCAUAUCACAGGAGCCGGCAGUGGUGGCGCUGGCCCGGACAUGUCAGGGGGGCAGCGGAGGGUCAGGGGGCUGACGUGGAGGGAAUCGGCGACCGUAUCUCACUGGAGCUGAGCAGACGCAGCGGUGCAGUGUCUCCCGACAGGCCCAGGGCUUGACGGCUCCAACACCACCGAGGACAACGGGGCCAAGGGCAGACUCUCCCCCAGCUUGUCCACGCUUAUGGCACCCACGGCUGCCUGGCUGUCCCAGCACAUCGUGGCUUCACCGCCUCUGCUUCGGAUGAGGCAGGACCACCCCGUGCCCCCUUCCCUUCAUCCCAGAGACACCAUCCACCCCCCCGGACCGAACCGGGGCCACAUGGCAGAGGGGUGGCUGUGCCUCACUGCUUCCCUGGAGUGUGCAUCCUCCCCAUGGAGACUCGGGAGCCUUCCUGCCAGCUGCCAGGCCCCCCUGCGCCAGCUGCUGGCUCCUCUGCUUCCCUCGCCCCUGCAGACUGGCAGCUACCCCCUGUACCCCCCCUGUGAGCACUUUUGGGGAGUGAGGGAAUCCCUCUCCCCGGUGUCUGUGAGCUGGUUGUCACUCAGCUUGAGAAUUAA